Molecule: messenger RNA, 1047 nt
Organism: Clunio marinus
Lineage: Eukaryota; Metazoa; Arthropoda; Insecta; Diptera; Chironomidae
Source: the annotation of a GenBank genome assembly
AUGCCGAAAUUACAGUUAAUAAGUGAAUUAAAAAUAUUUCAGUCUUUGGAUUUAUUCUUUCUUUUCAACAGAUUUUGGUUCUUUAUGGCAACAUUUCUCAUGAACUCUAUGGAAUCGGUGAAAUUGCAUUGUUCAUAUGAACUUUUUAAUGGUUUUUAUUACCCGGUCCAAGCUGCUGCCACUUGCAGACCUCAAAAAUUUCGUACAACUUUCGAGGAUAGAAAUGUCAGUUUAGUGAACAAUUAUUAUGAUUCAUUUGACAUCAUUCAGUUCUAUGGUGAAAAGCAGUCGUGCACUUAUUUUCCAGUGAAUUUGGGAUCACAUUUUCCACAGUUGCAAACUAUUGUUAUCCGGAAUUCAAAUCUACAAUUUCUCUUCAGCAAUGAUCUUGAUGGAUUGAAUAACUUGAUACUUUUGGAUGUUUCAUUCAACCCAAUCGAAUAUUUUCAUUCAGAUUUAUUUAAGGGAAAUGAACAUAUUGUGAUUAUUUCUUGCGUCGGUUGUCACUUGAGAUUUAUCGAUUCAAAUUUUUUCGAUAAACUUCCAUCUUCUGUAGAAAUAGUUGAUUUUGAAGCUAAUAAGUGCAUACAUGCAUGGGCAUACUCCAAGUCUGAACUAGAAACGUUAGGACCCGAAAUCUUAAAGUCAUGUGACCAAGAAAAUAAAUUUUAUGAUGAAAGAAUCUUCGAUCGGAAUCUACCAGAAAACUUAGCGAAGAUUUCGAGAACCACUGAAAUUUCUGUGUCCACUGAAACAACUGAAAGCAUUGAAACCGAAAAACCUCCAAUAUCAUCGACUCCUUGUUUAUCUGAAAGCGUAACUGAAAAAAUUGUGUCUGAAAAUCCAAUAAUAGAUUGCAUGGAGCUUAAGUCAUCGCACAUUGACGUUUAUGUUGAAUUGAUCACUUUAUUUUCAAUUUUAAUAUUCACGAUCGUCAAUGUCAUAAUAUUGAAGAACAUUGUAAGAAAAUUAAGUGCAAACAGAACUCGUUCAAACAACACAAAUGGAAUGGAGAAUGUUAUUGAACUAAGAACAAUAAGGGCAUAA